AUGUUUCAUUCUACUAUUUAUGGUAGUUGUCUAAUGUUGCCUAAACAUGUUAGCAGCAGUUCAGCCCAGACUAUUCUAAUGGUGCUCCUUCGCAGGUUUUCCCGUGGUUCAGCCCAGACUAUUCUUCCCCCAAGCAAGAAUGCUAGAGGUGGCCGUCUUUGUGGUUCAUAUGAUAAUCAACUUAAAAAUCUGGAGAAAGAUGCAUUGAAGAUAAAAGAGCAUGCUCAACAAGGCCGGGGAAUAAAACGCAACAAGGAGGAAGAACUCAGUAGUAUUCAAGAUAAGUUACAUAAUGCAAAGAGAAGGCGCAUGAAUGCAGAGAGGGAAUUAAGGUCAAAAGAAUUUGAACUGCAAGAUGUGAAAAAGUCGAUCUCUGCAGAAGCCAGUUCUGCACUUGAAUCUACUGUAGAUGAGCUCCAUCAAGAACUAUCUAGGCUCCAACAUGCAAUACAAGAGAAGGAGGAUUUGUUAGAAAAGCUUGAGAUGAGAGUAAAUGAAGCAGGAAAUAAAGCUAAAGAUCUUAGAGCUUCAUUCGAAAGUUUGUGUGGGUCGGCAAAAACCGAAAUUGAUGCAUUAGCAGAGGCAGAGCGCAUGCUAAUGAUGAUUGAGAAAGAUUUACAUGAUGCAGAAGCGGAGAAGAAACAUUUCGAGAAUGUCAUGAGUACACGAGUCCUUUCUGACCUCAAUGAUGCAGAGGCAGAGUAUCGGGAGCUUCAACACAACUGUACGGAGAACCGCCGGAAAGCUUCGAUUAUAUGCCCUGAGAGCGAGAUUGAAGCUUUAGGGGGCAGUAGUGAGAGCAAUCCAGAGCAACUCAGUGCUCAACUAAGCAGGAUGAAUCAAAGACUUCAGCGUGAGAGCCAGAGAUUUCCAGAAUCUAUCGAGGAUCUCAGGAUGUUGUACCAAAAAAAGGAGCGUAAAAUCCUAAGGAAAAGGCAAAAUUACCAAGCCUUUCGAGAUAAACUAGAAGCAUGCCAGAAAGCAUUAGAGUUGCGAUGGAGCAAGUUUCAGAGGAACGCAACUCUUUUGAAGCGCCAGCUGACAUGGCAAUUCAAUGGCCAUUUGAGAAGGAAAGGGAUCAGUGGUCAAAUCAAAGUUAGUUACGAGGAGCAAACCCUCUCAAUAGAGGUAAAAAUGCCUCAGGAUGCAUCAAGCAGCACUGUUCGUGACACUAGAGGGCUUUCAGGUGGUGAGCGUUCCUUUUCAACUUUGUGCUUUGCCCUCGCGCUUCAUGAAAUGACAGAAGCACCAUUCCGAGCAAUGGAUGAGUUUGAUGUAUUUAUGGAUGCAGUUAGCAGAAAAAUCAGUCUAGAUGCUAUUGUGGAUUUUGCAUUGGCUCAAGGAUCCCAGUGGAUAUUUAUAACUCCACAUGACAUCAGCAUGGUGAAGAACGACGAAAAGAUAAAGAAGCAGCAAAUGGCAGCACCUCGUGGAUGA
Fraxinus pennsylvanica is the source of this 1437-nucleotide messenger RNA. The record is from the annotation of a GenBank genome assembly. NCBI's taxonomy places the organism in Eukaryota, Viridiplantae, Streptophyta, Magnoliopsida, Lamiales, Oleaceae.